Ipomoea triloba (trilobed morning glory) is the source of this 892-nucleotide messenger RNA. RefSeq lists its product as uncharacterized. Lineage: Eukaryota; Viridiplantae; Streptophyta; Magnoliopsida; Solanales; Convolvulaceae. The transcript is spliced from 4 exons. The record is from RefSeq and is a predicted model, not a curated record. Gene Ontology annotation, biological process: vacuolar proton-transporting V-type ATPase complex assembly. The coding region runs from base 163 to 486 and encodes 107 amino acids. Gene Ontology annotation, cellular component: endoplasmic reticulum membrane.
ACUUCAACUUCUUGUCUUCUUUUGCUACUUCUGGAAAUCAACAUCAAGAACCAGACAUUCAUAAUCCAUGCUCGGCAGUUGGCUGAUUUGGCAAUUUGCAGCAGUUGUGGAAUUGGCAAAUCCAGAUCCGAUUUGGAUGAGAAUAAUCUGGCUGAAGGUACCAUGGCAGGAGUGAUUAUGAAAUUUUUUAUCACAUCCUUGUUUAUGUGGGUAGUUCCUGUUGGAAUUUUAUAUGGUUUUAACCAUAACUUGUUUCCUGGUUUGAGUGACUUGUCUCCUUACUCCAUGACACUAUUGAGCGGGUUUCUUGCUGUCAUUUCUGUCAAUGUAGUUAUAGUAUUUUACAUUUGUAUGGCAAUGAGAGAGCCCUCAGAUAAGCACGAGCCAGAUCCUAAAUUCCUUGCGGAUGCCAAGGCUAGUGUAAGGCAGGACAGGCAAGGUGAGACCGAGAAUUCAUCAGCAGCAGGGCGCACAAAAGAAGAAUAGGAACGAAGUCGCCUAGGAUGGCUCACAAGCACACCGCAAUGUUGGCUCAAGUUCUUCUUUUCUGCUUAUUGAUUUCCGAGGCAUUUGCGUUACAAACUUGUUCGUCUUGGAACGACACCUGCUUGCAGGACUGUAUUUUUCAACGUGCUGAUUUUAGCUUUUCUGAUAUGGACCAUAUGUUUGAAGAAUGCCGGGAAGAGAAUCCACAAUGCUUAAUAGAGAAACCUUGUGGAGCCUCUGCCGGUGCUCCGAACAAACAGGGUUAAGAUAAUCCUUCCUUUUCAGUAGUAUAUUUGUGCUUCUCAGGAUGUGGAUUGCUUGUGAAAUGUAAAUAUGAUGCUUGAUGUACGUUUAUUAUUAUCCAUAAAAUAAAUAAGACGCUAUUAUUCUAUAGUUUAAGUGCUAA